CUUUCUUCUUCUCACCAACCAACAAGUCGCAAAAAUGGAAAACGACAAGGGAGAACUCGUUGAUCUUUACGUUCCACGUAAGUGCAGCGCCACCAACCGUAUCAUCAAGGCCAAGGACCACGGAUCCGUCCAAAUCUCCAUCGCAAAGGUUGACGAGAACGGACGCGCUACCGGCGAGAACCAAGUUUACGCUCUUUGCGGUUUCAUCAGAGCUAUGGGAGAGUCCGAUGAUUCUUUGAACAGAUUGGCUCAACGUGAUGGUUUGUUGAAGAGCGUCUGGAGUGGUCAAUCCCAAAGAUAAAUUCGCACUAUUCGGUUCUUUCGAUUUGGGCAAUUUUUCUGGCUGGGAUACCUGGGAAGGAUGGGGAUUGAAGAAAUAGAGGACGUACAUCAAGUGAAGGAAGAAUGAGCUUUAUGGCCAUCAUAUGCUGAAAUAGUCACUUCACAUCUGUGAUUACGAAUCGACGAUACAUUCCACAUCCAACAAAUCUAUUUUCUUUUUUGGUGAUGGUGAUAAUGAUAGUGUGUGGACCGGAUAUUUCUUUUAACAUGUAGCACCUUUCACGUUC
This is a messenger RNA of Botrytis fragariae, 569 nucleotides long. Its product is annotated as putative 40s ribosomal protein s21 protein. Gene Ontology annotation, biological process: endonucleolytic cleavage to generate mature 3'-end of SSU-rRNA from (SSU-rRNA, 5.8S rRNA, LSU-rRNA); endonucleolytic cleavage in ITS1 to separate SSU-rRNA from 5.8S rRNA and LSU-rRNA from tricistronic rRNA transcript (SSU-rRNA, 5.8S rRNA, LSU-rRNA); translation. Bases 35 to 301 code for a protein of 88 amino acids. The transcript has 3 exons. The record is from RefSeq and is a predicted model, not a curated record. Gene Ontology annotation, cellular component: cytosolic small ribosomal subunit; ribosome. Gene Ontology annotation, molecular function: structural constituent of ribosome. NCBI's taxonomy places the organism in Eukaryota, Fungi, Ascomycota, Leotiomycetes, Helotiales, Sclerotiniaceae.